This is a messenger RNA of Dissoconium aciculare CBS 342.82, 1220 nucleotides long. RefSeq lists its product as uncharacterized. NCBI's taxonomy places the organism in Eukaryota, Fungi, Ascomycota, Dothideomycetes, Mycosphaerellales, Dissoconiaceae. Gene Ontology annotation, cellular component: cytoplasm; actin cytoskeleton; actin cortical patch. The record is from RefSeq and is a predicted model, not a curated record. Gene Ontology annotation, molecular function: actin filament binding. The transcript has 5 exons. The coding region runs from base 379 to 834 and encodes 151 amino acids. Gene Ontology annotation, biological process: cell motility; actin filament depolymerization; actin filament severing.
AACAGAACAAACUUGGAAAUCAGGGUCUCGUCUCGCCUCACCCCAUACCACUGGUUGCGGUGGUGAUUUGGCGGUGGUGGGAGGCAUUGCCCCACCAUGCACUUUGCCUGCAGGACGGUGUUCCUCUGUGAUGUUGCGGAGCACCGAGCACUCGAUGUUCACGAUCCAGACUUUCACCCGCAAAACAGACGGACACGCACGUCUCCCCUACAUUUGACAGCCUAAACUUUUGGUACAUUCGCCCUCCACUAUUGCUGUCAGCCUGCGCAGGCUUUCGAGCAGUUUUGUCCUGUGAUCUGUCCUAUUACGCGUCCGCCCUCGACCUUUUACACUGCACUUCCACAACAUCUGCAUUGCACACCUUUCAAGACAGACACAAUGGCGCAAUCUGGUGUUUCCGUCGCACCUGAGUGUGUUCAGGCCUUCAACGAGCUUAAGCUCGGCAAGUCCACCAAGUGGAUUAUCUUCAAGAUCUCCGACGACUGGAAGGAGAUUGUCGUGGAGGAGACUUCAAAGGAUGCCGAUUACUCCGUCUUCCGCGAGAAGCUACUAAACGCCAAGAGUAAGAACAAGCGCGGUGAGGAGGGCAUGGGUGGUCGCUACGCUGUAUACGAUGUGGACUAUGAAGCCGAAGGUGGAGCGGGCAAGCGCACUAAGAUUACUUUCAUCUCAUGGGUACCAGAUGAUGCGCCGCAAUACCCUCGCAUGAUGUACUCAACUUCCAAGGAGGCCCUUAAGCGCGCCCUCAACGGCAUUGCCGCUGAUAUUCAAGCCAACGACGCCGACGACAUUGAGCACGACAGCAUUGUACAGCGGGUGUCGAAGGGUCGUUAGGAGACAUCCCCUCAUGACCAUCACGAUCCGAAUCGCCACUAGAACAGCAUGUGAUCAUAUCCGUGCGCUCUCAUACAGUUACCAAUUUCGAAAUGUCCAGACGACAGUUCACUUAGGCUCUCAAUCGCAAGAUCUGACUGGUUGUACGAGGAUACCUAGCAAUGGAGGAAUUGAAGUCAUGGAAGUAUGAUACCACAACGAAAAGUUCCUACCACCGUCUCUUCGUGAAUGAAUUACGUUCUCUGCCUAGUUCGUCACGCCUGUACUUUCAAUUGUUUGCACGUGCUUCACGACUCGCGAAUGGACUGCAGUACAGUAUGCUGUUCAUGAAUCAUGUGCAGAACUAGAUCCAUCGUCAAUGAAAUCGAUUUUCAACCGCCCUGGGC